Molecule: messenger RNA, 821 nt
Organism: Thlaspi arvense
Lineage: Eukaryota; Viridiplantae; Streptophyta; Magnoliopsida; Brassicales; Brassicaceae
Source: the annotation of a GenBank genome assembly
UGAUGAGGAGAUACAGUCCGCCUUAUUACAGUCCUCCGAGGAGAGGGUAUGGUGGUCGGGGAAGAAGCCCUCCUCCUCCUCCUCCUCGACGUGGAUAUGGUGGACGUAAGGGAUCCAGUCAUGGAAGUCUCUUGGUUCGAAACAUUCCUCUCGAUUGCAGACCAGAGGAGCUUCGUGCGCCAUUUGAGAGGUUUGGACCCGUGAGGGAUGUCUAUAUCCCGAGAGACUAUUACUCAGGGGAACCGCGUGGGUUUGCUUUUGUGGAGUUUGUCGAUGCAUAUGAUGCUGGGGAGGCUCAGAGAAGCAUGAACAGGAGAAUCUUUGCUGGGAGAGAGAUAACUGUCGUUGUUGCUUCAGAGUCCAGGAAAAGGCCUGAGGAGAUGCGUGUCAAGACUAGGACUCGUAGUAGGGAACCUUCAGGCUCUAGAGGUCGUUCUCAUGGACGGUCUCGUUCACGAUCUAUCUCUCGAUCUCGCUCUCCACGUCGUCCAUCAGACUCUAGAACCAGAUACCGGUCAAGGUCUUACUCUCCUGCACCUAGACGAAGAGCAGACUAUUCAGCAUCUCCAAGGAGAAGGCAAGAGGAACGUCCACGAUCACCACCAAGAGCUCCUCCUCGAGGAGACGAAGAUGGAAAAUACAGUCGCAGGUCCUAUUCCCCUGGCUAUGUAGGUGAUACUGCUGCAGACCGGGACAGAAAUGGAGAGAACGAGAUUAGAGAAAAACCGGGAUAUGAACCAGAGGAAAGGCGUCGUGGUGGAAGAGCUGUUUCAAGGUCGCCAUCAGGAUCCAGGUCCAGAUCUGUGGAGGCGUCUCCAAGA